GUGCUCACUGUUGUUACAUCUAAAGCUGCCCCCCGAUGAGGCGGUGGUGACUCUGGCAGCCCUCUGACGGAGCUCUGAGAGACUGAAUGAAUACACUGACUGUUGGAAUAAAUGGCGACUGAGGACUAACCAGUAACCUGCUGUAUGAACGCCAAAGACUCUGAAUAUCAACACGAAGUUGCAUUAGCCGAAGCGAUUUACUGCCAGUGGCACCAAAGACUCUGCUAGCACCUCGUUAAGUUAGCCAGUAGGUAAGGUUAGCCGGGUAGCUAAUGUUAGCUGGCAGGUCUAUUUUUAGUGGACGUCAGUAGGGAAGUCGCUUGGCUAUUAUUAUUGACAACCUAAUCCGAGAGGAUUUGCACAUCCUAUGAUCUUGCUGCGCUAGUUGUCUGCACCAAAAUGUCCACUACUUCGUUGGAUAAAGAAUUACAGGAGCGACUGAGAGAGGCGUCUGCCAUCGGGGACAUUGACGAAGUGCGGACAUUGGUGGAGAGCGGAGUAAAUGUCAAUUCACAAAAUGAAAUAAACGGAUGGACGUGCCUGCACUGGGCGUGCAAGAGGAACCAUAAGCACAUAGUGUCCUACUUACUCAGUUGUGGAGCAGACAAAGAAAUCCUGACGGCUAAGGAUGAGAUGGCCUCACAACUCACAUCCAAACCAGAAAUCAAACGACUCUUGGGAGUCGAGGUGGAGGAAGUGCCUGAAGUCAAGGAGCCCGAGUUGCCAAUCAUCCCUAACUACUUGUCUAACCCGCCCUUCAUAUACUCCAAGCUGGAUAACAAGUCAGAGCUCAUCCUGGCCCAGCACCUACAGAACGGUUCAGGAGAGCAUGCGGACGACACACAAAGCGAUCCGCCCUCCCUCUCUCCAACCCAUGAGCCUCAGAAAUCACAGAGCCUGGUCUCCGACAGCCCCACUCUCACCCCAAACCCCAUCACUCACAGCCAAACCCAGGCUGGCGAAUUCAUUCCUGUGACUGAGCAAAAUGGUGUGUCACCUACCCCGGCCUCAUCCCACAACCACACUGUUGUUAACUGCACAGUGCCCAUGGACCUGUCAGUCGAGCCUCACCUUGUCAACCAUGCAGACUACCCGCACGCAGUGGCACACAACGGCACCAUGUGCUCGCCCCCGUUGGCCUCACCCAGCCCGAGCUUGGCCAGCUGCAGCGGGAGCCAGGUCCAGCCCCCCGUGGCUGGCGCUAACCCGACUAUGAGCAGGCAGCAGUCUAUCCCACAGCAGCUGGGCUACGGACAGACUGGCGGAUCCUUGCCAGCCUUCCAACCUUUCUUCUUCACCAGCACCUUCCCUGUCAAUGUACAAGAGUUGGUACUGAAGGUACGUAUCCAGAACCCCAACGCAAGGGAGAACGACUUCAUCGAGGUGGAGCUGGACCGUCAGGAGCUCACCUAUCGUUCCCUCCUGAGGGUGUGUUGCCGUGAGUUAGACAUCAGCGCCGAGCACGUGGAGAAGAUCCGUAAGCUGCCAAACACCAUGUUGAGAAAGGAUAAGGACGUGGCUCGGCUGCAGGACUUUCAGGAGCUGGAGGUUGUGUUGGAGAAAGCAGAGGGCCUGUCCCUUUUCUCGGGGACGGGGGGCCUAACAGACAGACCCUGCUACAACAUGAAGGCCUCCCGCCUCACCUACUAGAGCUACCGCAGAGCCCGAGGUUUCCCUGCUUAUGAUGGGUUUCUGUAGCUACCCUCAAGCAACCAUAAAUAGUUGCCUGCCCAGGUCCCUUGUUACAGCUUUGUUCGGCUUUGGUGUUUCGCCAAUUUCCUAACCGGGAUUUGUUUUUUCAAGUUCUGUAGCUAUUGUCCUCCUCCUGUCCUCCUCUGGCCCUCCUGCUGCUUUAGUGUACCCGACCAGUUCUAAGCGAUUACUGAUGCAUGGUGUCCUCGAUUAUGUGAGAACGUAUUUGGGCCCCUCUCUCCUCUCUCUAUCUCUUUCUCUCCUCCCACUGCACUUUGUGCCAAGGCUCCAGUGGGACAAAAGAGGAGGACAUUGGUUUGUCUUCCUUUAUGGACUGGACAUGAAUGGGUUUCUGCAAUAGCCUUAUAUGGACACAUCCCCAUACUAGCUGUGGACUAUGGUCUCAGACAGAAACUGUCUGAUAGGACCGAGAGCAGAGGACAACAGGAAGGAUUUACAUAACUCUUACUGAUAAGUUCAUCAUUAGUCCACAGAAUAGGACGAGUUGCAGCACAGCAGACUUGCACACAGCAACUUAUAUUUCUAGCAAACUGACCUAUAGAGUGUUAUCAGAUAUUCUAGCUGGCGUACACACUUUCAUACAUGCUGUAGGCAUAAGCCUUAGUGUCUUUCCUGCAGAGGGCAUCCAUUUCUGGCCUACUUGUUAAAGUGGAGGUAAUCUCAUUCCAAGUGAGAUUUAGGUAUUUUUGGACUAAUAGUACUUUUAUUUGCCGACAACACACACAAACACGCUUUAAUAUAUAUAUAUCCACACAAGGAUGGACACAUUUGAGUAGGUGUAACGGUUUACCUACAUAUUUGAAUUGCUCAGUUGUACACUGUGGAAAAAGGAAUAAAUAGUUUUGUUUUAAUAUUUCUGUCUUUUCUUGUAAGAGGAAAAAGUUAAUUUCUAAGAUAAAUGUGCAGCAACUUGAAGCAGGACUAAUGUUUUUUUUUUUUUUAUUUUCUACAAAAUUACAGGAUGUGUUUGUCAGUUCAGUCAGCAUAACACUUAAACUGUCAACUAUGAAGUAUUUAUUUUUUAUUAUUUUAGUUUUAUCGAUUCAUACUAAUAAAGCGAGACCAUGCAUUGUGCUUUAGAGUAGCAAGGCUUGAGUCCCAGUAAAAGGUUGUGUACGAGGCUUUCAUCUAAUUUAUCAUAUCAGUUGCACCUUCAGUUGAAUCUUUUCGGUUCCUUUCCUUCUGUUUAACUGUGAUUAGAAUUAAAACCAAAAACUAAUCUAGCCAGCAAAGAUAUAAACCGCAGAAUAUACUAUCACUGCUUCAGAAAAGAUGCAGCUUUGUUAGAUUUUUUUUUUUUCCCCCCAAGUGAAGAGGAGAGAAAAAAGUAUAUGAUCAUCUGUGUUUGUGACACAUAAAUUGAGUACUUCCUUGGUCCUUCGGUACUAUUCCAAAUUAUCAUUCCUGAUAUGAUUAUCUAACUACAUGGUGGUUUGAUUUCUUUGCCAUCAGUUUGGUUGUCAAUGCCUGUCUAGUGCUAAUAGUUAGAUUUGUUGUAUUUGGUAGCUGAAUCAGAGGUAUCUCUGUCUGAUUUAACUUAAGACUGCACUGACAAGAUGACUAUUGACACUAUAUAAAAAAAAAAAAAGUAUUGUUCUUAUAUAUUAAGAAUUUAUUUAAGGUCAAGAGCCACAGCCAUGUUGUGUCGGAUGGUAACGUUCAUGCUGCUUUCAUCAACACUAUAUUCCUUUAAUUCUCAAUGCUGGGGCUCAUUUAAUUUAAGCAGUGCAGUAGACGGACACUACACAUGUGCUACAAUCAAAAAGUUUCUUACCCAGUGGUAACUGUUUACUGUUCAAAUGUAUACCUGAAGCUCUUACUGUAUUUGUAUGUUUUAUGAUAUAUUUUUAUUAAUUUGUAUAGUUUUUUUAACCAGCUAGGCCUGUUGUGUUUGUGUCAAAAAAAAAAAAAAAAAGAGUUCAACAACGGGAUGAAAAGCGCUGAUUGUUGAAGCCAAGUGCAAUGUGGGGUAAAGAAUGUGUUUCAAGAAAGUUUGCUGUGAGAAGAAAAGACUACCGAGAGUGCUUAUUUUAUGUUCCCAACUAUGUUUAAAUGCUUUAUUAAGUGAAGCUGUGCCACAUGUUUAAGGCAGAAGCGUGGUUUAGAGAGUGGAACAAUGUAGGAGAAAACACCCCUCUGGCUGUUUUCUGCCCUGGGUGAGUGAGAGCAGCAUGUUUGAAAUGGAUUUUUUACAGGAUCCUCGUCGAUUCUGUGGAAAAGAGAUGACUAACAUUGUAUUUGUGGGAUUGCUUAUUGUUCUAGAAAAAGCAGAAUACAGUUUGACUUAACCUAUGCAUUCAGAGUGAUAUUUUUAUAUACAGUACGUCCUGUGUACUUGUAGAAAUAAUCUUAGGCACUGUUACAGUUGUGUUUUUUGUUGUUUUUUGUUUUUUUUUUUUCGCUCUGGAGACCUGUAUCUGUUCUUUGAUAAAGCAUGGUGAAUUACUUCA
Molecule: messenger RNA, 4163 nt
Organism: Thunnus maccoyii (southern bluefin tuna)
Lineage: Eukaryota; Metazoa; Chordata; Actinopteri; Scombriformes; Scombridae
Gene: ankrd40
Product: ankyrin repeat domain 40
Exons: 5
Coding region: 400-1650 (416 amino acids)
Molecular function (GO): protein binding
Source: RefSeq, a predicted model, not a curated record